CGGGAAACAAGGGUAGAGAGGGAAACAGGAACAGAAAGUGAAGACUUGUCAAGAUCUCUUGGUGAGGGGGGGACCAGAACAGAGCAGAAGCCAGAUGCCAAAAGAGAAACAACAGAAGUUUGAGCAGCUGACUGGAUUAGACAGGAGGGGAGAGCUGACCUGCCGCUUCUCAAGUGCCUGCGGGACACACCCAAAUUGAACCACCUCUCUACAGCUGGAAUAAACUAAACCUAAAGCCAAAGGGCAAGAGGACAAGCGAAGACAAAGAACAAGAAAAUAGUUGCUGGAAUGCCAAGCAACAUAAACAAACUUUUCCCUCGUCCAUCAAGAUCAGAAUCAUUGCAACUGGGCAAUUUCAAAGAAUUUGUUACAAACAAAUGAGCUUCUGGUCUUUUGGAUUUAUUUCAAGAAUGCUUCGGCUUUGAAACCAUGUCAUAGGACACUUUAAAGGAAGGAGGCAUACAUGCAGUCACCCUCCAUGCUUCCAGUGUUUCCAGUGAACAUAAACACCACAAGCCUUGAAGGUAGAUAGUGCUAAUUUCAGGGAAACUAUCUAAACUUACUAAUGACUAUUAAUAGAAAUAUCUGACCUGAGACCUGUUGGGCUGGUGGUUGUUUGAUGCUGUGCUGAACACUGAGAGUAAAACUUCAUAUGUUUAAACUUUAAAGCUCCAACCAGAUUACGUAAAAGGACUUUUAUCUUAAAUUAACACCAUAUCUCAAUUAUUUUGGUGUCUCCAGCUGCCUUAUAUGCACAUUUACUGACUUACAAACAAUCCUCUAAAGCAUUUAUUAAAUCUUUACAACUGCCAGACAGACUCAAUUAAAAGGAGCCGCAGCCCUGUAUCUGAAAGCCAUGGAUGGUAAAACAGAAAGCAUUCAGGAUUUUUUCAACCAACUGUGGAGCUUCGCUACAUACAAACACAACCAGGGGGUCUACAACACAAUCUGCCUGGUGGUCCUCCUAACUCUUCCCCUGCUGGUCCUCCUCACUACUUUGGUGUUGUGCUGCCACUGCUGCUGCUGUCGCCAUGCCAACGGCUGCUGCUGCUGUUGCUGCAGCAGAGACACCAUGGCAAUAGCAAAGUCAGAAACGAAGAAGAAAAAGACUUCGGCCAAUACUGACGACUUGUGGAUCUCAGUCAAGACGGGGCCAAUGACACCUGACAGGGUCGACCUGGCCAUGGAGUAAGAGGUCGUUUUUUUAGUUGGAGAUUGCUGAUCCUGGGCCAGUUGGAGCUGAUGGAGUGUCUCAGAAGUCUAAAACUCAGAAUAUAGCUUGGACUGGAGUCUAAAGACAUUGUACAAACUAGCCAAAAUCACAUUGUAAUAGGCACAUAUUUGAUUGAAAAAUGUAAACAGUGUACAGAUUUGUGUAAUUUUGUAUUCAUAUAAUAUCGUAUGAGGAUGAUGUUUACAGCAUUUUGUAUGAGCUUUUUAGUGCUUGGUACAUAAAGGAAGAAAAUGCUCUACAGAGGCAUACACAUAUCUGCAAGUGUGUGUGUGUGUGUGUGUGUGUGUGUGUGUGUGUGUGUGUGUGUGUGUGUGUGAGUGGAGUUAGAGACAGAGAGAGAGAGAGAGUGUGUGUGUGUGUGUGUGUGUGUGUGUGGGGAGAGGAGUUAGAGAGAAAGAGUGUGUGUGUGUGUGUGAGUGGAGUACAGUGUUAUUGAGAGCACUUUGUUCUUAGAGCUCCCAUGUGAAAUUCAUUGCAUCUGUAUUUGGGAGAGAGAGCCAAUUUAAGGUCUGCCCAGUGUUCAGGCGGCUGUAAUAUUGCCUACUUUUCACAUUCAGGCUGCAAUUGAGACUGGUGAUUGACUUGCACUUUGAGGAAGCCACUGACAUUCAAAAAAGUUUAACUCAGGAUGCAGAAAGAAAACUAGAGCUUCUUUAAUUUUGAUUAUAUAUAAUAUGAUACAGUGUAGACUACGAGAGACGCAAAUCCUAGUUUGUUUUUUGGAAGUAUUCAGGUCAAGUGAGCCUUAAAAGCCUGUAUUUAUUCAGUUUUGGAUAUAAGUUAAAUAUAAAAGGUCAAAUUCUUAUAGAAUUUGUAUCUAAUAAAAUCUAUUAAUGAAAUUUCUUCCAACUUAAAAAUGCUUUUAAAUUUAGGAGAGGUCUCUUAAGCUGGUUGAGAGAAGAUCUGAGAUGACUGCAGUACAGAAACAGAGGUGAACGCAUACCUUUUGAGACAUGUUUUUGAGUGAUUAUGGAAAAUGUAAUUGGACAUAAUGAGCACAAUAGCUGAAGCAAUGUGUAUAAGAGUUUUAACCUACUAUUUGAUUUGAUUUGUUACAUUUUUGCAUUUAAAGCGCCGCAAACAACACAAAUUAAGCUGACUAUUAAGCUGAUUAUGUUUGCAAGCAGUUUCCAUGUGUCUUAACUGUCUUGCAUGUCAACGUGGUACUAAAUUGUCUGAUGUACAUUGAUCUCCAGCUGCAGAAUUUCUUUCUUGCUCCAGUUUGGUUUUCUUUUUGUUUCCAUUUCAGCAAAAUUUUCUCAUUAUUUCAUCUAAAUAUAUUAUAAAAUAAGAUUGCUUUUAAUUUCACAUUAAUUGUUAUUGAUAUUAAGUAUGAAAAAAUAAAAUACAAAUAAAAAAUUUGCAGAAUAAACAUAUCACAGAGUAAAAUGUAAAGGUCUUUUAAAACAACUAAUGAAGAAUGUGGAUGAUCCUUGUGUUUGAUUGACUAUUCCAGCUCUGAGCACAUGUGAUUAAUCAUUAAUCAUCCAAUUAAAAGCUGUUCCUAAAGGUUAUUUUUACAGUAAGUUGUUUGAUAAAAGUGUCUCAUUGCUCAGACUCAGAACUUUUUAAAUAGUCUUUAAAGAAUAAAGAGUGAUUCUUUAAAGUUUGAUUAAUACAGGCCCAGGUUUGCUUACAUCAAUAAUGUUAAAUGUUAAAUACAGUAGCAUUACAGUUACACUUAUAACAUUAACAAGUUAUAUGGUCAAAAGAAUUUCUGGCCAAAAGAAUAUUCAAAGCAAGUUUUGAACUUAUUCAACUUAACAUAUUUUUGAAAUAUAGAGAAGAGGAACCCUGAAAUGAACAAAUGAUUUGGGCUUCAAGUGGAUUGUGCCUGAAGGCUCUUUAUUUUUUUAAGUGUAUGACAUCUCAAAGACCAAUUAAGCAGAAGCGUCUCAGCAGUAUCAUCAUCUUUAUGCAUAAGCUUACACUGGCACUAAGUUGAUCUUCUUGCUCAAGCACUGCUGGGAAAACAGGCCCCACUCAUUUCAUUACUGAUCAGACAGAUACAUUCCCAUGUGGAAAUUGGGGUUUGUCACUUCUGCUUCAUGUUCAAGAAAAACUGUACUUGUUGGGCUUAAUUUGAAAGCUUACCCUGCAAAAUAAAAGCCUUGGUAGCAAUGCA
Molecule: messenger RNA, 3359 nt
Organism: Dicentrarchus labrax (European seabass)
Lineage: Eukaryota; Metazoa; Chordata; Actinopteri; Moronidae
Exons: 2
Coding region: 857-1192 (111 amino acids)
Source: RefSeq, a predicted model, not a curated record